AUGAACGACUGGAUGAGUCUCUUCCUCGUCGAUGUCCUCGUCAGAUUCAUUGUAGCGAUCCAAAUUGUACAAUUGGACACCGUCGAGAAUGAUGAGCACUUCGUCGUACGUUCCCUUGGACACAAAGAAGAAUUGCUCGCGUUCGAAUGCUAUCGGAAGCUCGAUAGCGUUGAAAAGGCAUCGGAAGUAGCUGGGCUCAAGAGAAUCGACGACGCCAGAGAGGUUCUGAAAAACCAACUCUCCAAGCUCAGCGAUCGCACGAAGCAGUUGUUUUUGGCGAGGAAGACAAAUGAAGUACUCGAUGGUCUCAUCUGGGUGACGAGCCACUGCGAACGCGGCGUAUCCUUUCGGAUCGGUGAAGUUUCGCAAGAAGAGAUGCAAGUUUCCGUAGGUGUCGAAGUGGAAGAGAGAUGUGCACUCGGUGUUGGGAUCACAGUCGUACGGCUCACCAAAGCACGUAUCCUCGAGCGAACAGUCGAUGGUAGCGGUGGCAAAGGCGACGAGGAGGGCCGUAAGGCAGAGAUUACGAAGAAGAACCAUAUUCUGAAAAUUUAA
Molecule: messenger RNA, 555 nt
Organism: Caenorhabditis remanei
Lineage: Eukaryota; Metazoa; Nematoda; Chromadorea; Rhabditida; Rhabditidae
Exons: 2
Coding region: 1-555 (184 amino acids)
Source: RefSeq, a predicted model, not a curated record